Protopolystoma xenopodis is the source of this 822-nucleotide messenger RNA. The record is from the annotation of a GenBank genome assembly. Lineage: Eukaryota; Metazoa; Platyhelminthes; Monogenea; Polystomatidea; Polystomatidae.
AUGCCUAUCAAAGCGUCCGAGGUUGAAGGAGAGCACGGAGAAGAGAACAUUUCACUUAUGCAGGCCACUUCUAAAAGCCUGAAUGCUUCUGUAUGGCCAAUUUUCUGUCUUGCAACUCCUGGCGAGGAUUCGAGCCCAGCAUGCGCUGAUUCACAGCAUUCCUUCAGCCACAUAACACUGGAGUCGGUGAGUACUACGGACAGCUUCGGAACAUUCUCGAAAACAGUUAUAGUCCAACAGCCGCUGCCAGAACUUGAAAAUAAUGUCAAUUCCAUUUGUUCCAGGCGCAUGGACGGAGGAUUCACGCCUGCUGGUCUCGAACCUCUCGCCAACAUACACACUCAUUCUCCACUCAACCCUAAUUGGAAUCAUACAGAUAGAGGUGGACUGCCUUUUCGAGACAGGCUAGCCACUUGUCUCCGUGGCAUGGCAACCAAGGAAAUCGACGUACCGUUCUACCCCUUCGUCCCUUCGUGGCUCGCCUCUCCUCAGCCCGCCCUCCGUCCGACUGACUCCACAUCAACUGCCCAAGCGGACGGUGACAACAACUGGCCAUCGAGGCAAGACUGCUCGCCUGACUCCUUCGUGGGUGUGAGUCGUCAGCCUCAAGAGCCGCUCUUUGUUCCCAUGACUUGGGACCGAGGACAGGGCACAUGUGGGAAUACGGUCGCAGUUGGACGACAGUCACACGCUCGUCCACCAACGUGUGAACGUUUGGACAACAGAAAGUGUUGUGCGAAAAGGCAGCAAUUGAAAGAGGAAUUAAGGCCUCGAAGUAUAAUCGGAUUUCCGAAUGGGGCUGAUGAAUCGGGUCGCUUUUAG